Messenger RNA from Oncorhynchus tshawytscha (Chinook salmon), 3524 nucleotides. Its product is annotated as PEX5-related protein-like. NCBI's taxonomy places the organism in Eukaryota, Metazoa, Chordata, Actinopteri, Salmoniformes, Salmonidae. Gene Ontology annotation, biological process: protein import into peroxisome matrix, docking. The coding region runs from base 1 to 1743 and encodes 580 amino acids. The record is from RefSeq and is a predicted model, not a curated record. Gene Ontology annotation, cellular component: peroxisomal membrane; cytosol. Gene Ontology annotation, molecular function: protein binding. The transcript is spliced from 12 exons.
AUGUUGUGUCUGAGUUUGAGCAGUGUCGUCUGCUUGCAAUUCCAGCUGGUGAGUGAGCAACAAGAGAGCCGCCCCCUGCUAAGCCCCUCCAUCGACGACUUUCUCUGUGAGACCAAGUGCGAUGGAGCUGCCCGCCCAGUGACUUCAAACACAGCAGUUCUGACCUCCACAUUGGACCUAUUGGACCUCAGCGAGCCCGGAGAGAGAAUGAACAGCAAACAGGACAAGAGCCCUCUGUCGUUGUCGCAUGGGGAAGGGCCCAAGAACGGGCCUCACCGAAAGAAGACAACAGAUGAGACAGAGCUGAUCCGUGUGGCUGUGGAACAGACUGCCCCCAGCUCACACACUCCCGACUCAGUCAUCAUUGCCUCUCCUUUGGAGAAAUGGGAGGAGCUCAACCUUCACCCUGAAAGAAACGGCAGCAGAAAGUGGAAAUUGGAAAGACAACAUUCAUCGAGAAACUCAUCCAGCGAACAUCUGUGGUCCAUAGACUGCAAAACACAACCAGAGGCAACCUCCAUGAACUCAUUGGAAGGGAAUACCAAAGCAGAGGCAGAGCCAGCUCUAGCAUUUCAAGGCCGUUUGAGUAAAGAGCGGUUCGGUGGCGGUCUCCUGUCCAGAAACCAGUCCCUGGAGGAAGAGUUUGAGCGCGCCAAGGCGGCUGUCGAGUCAGACACAGAGUUCUGGGACAAGAUGCAGGCAGAGUGGGAGGAACUAGCGCGACGGAACUGGUUAACGGAGAACGAGCAGGCCCAGACCCCCUCCAGUGUGUCGCCUCACGAGAAGGGCUACUACUUUCACACGGACAACCCCUACAAGGACUGGCCCAACGCAUUUGAGGAGGGGUUUCGAAAGUCCAAAGAGGGAGAUCUGCCCAACGCUGUCCUGUUACUGGAGGGGGCCAUUUUACAGGAUCCCCAGGACUCAGAGGCUUGGCAAGUGUUGGGGACCACCCAGGCCGAGAAUGAGAACGAGCAGGCUGCUAUUGUCUCCCUCCAAAGGUGUCUGGAGCUCCACCCCAACAACCUCCAGGCCCUCAUGGCCCUGGCGGUGAGCCUGACCAACACGGGCAUGAGGCAGGAUGCCUGCGAGGCGCUGCUGUGCUGGCUCCGCCACAACUCCAAGUACAAGCACCUGCUGAAGAGCAAGAGACACCUGGCGGGCUCCCCGGGCUCCCAACGUAGGAUGUCUCGUGUCUCUACUGUGGGCAGGAAUGAGAGCUCCCUAUUGCUGGAGGUCAAGGAGUUGUUCCUGGAGGCUGCCCAGCACAACAGGGAUACCGACCCGGACCUGCAGACGGGCCUGGGCGUGCUGUUCAACAUCAGCGCUGAGUUCAACAAAGCAGUGGAGGCCUUCAAUGCUGCCCUGUCAGUGCGGCCUGAGGACUACCUGCUGUGGAACCGCCUGGGUGCCACGCUGGCUAACGGGGACCGCAGCGAGGAGGCAGUGGAAGCCUACACCAGAGCCCUGGAGCUCCAGCCGGGCUUCAUUAGGUCCCGCUACAAUCUGGGCAUCAGCUGCAUCAACCUGGGAGCACACAGGGAGGCGGCCAGUAACUUCCUAACGGCCCUGAGUCUGCAGAGGAAGAGCCGGAGUCGGCAGCUCUCGCACCAGGUCAUGUCGGGGAACAUCUGGGCCGCCCUGCGGAUAGCCCUGUCCAUGAUGGACCAGCCGGAGCUCUUCCAGGCGGCCAACAUCGGAGACCUAGACCUACUCAUGAAAGCCUUCAACCUGGACAUGUGAGUGGAGAUGAGCCAUGGAGACAAGGCUCUACUCUCCUACCAACAGCCAAGAAUCCAAAGUGUACAGAUGGAAAGAGCGGUUUUGUCCAGUUGAUGACUAGUGUGUGGUCUUUUUUUGCACGCACUACAAUAAUUUGCCUAUCUUCACUACUCCUAAGUACCUCUGCAGUCUUGAGUACUGCAUGUGCUCGAAGAAGAGACUAUUUUGCGAUGGAUUUGCACUGCAAUUUGUGAUUUUUCCAGGAGAUCACAAGGACGGGCAAAGAUUGUACAAGUAGGGUAGAGUGGGGUAAGGCAUGCCAAUGGGUUGGAUGAGCCACCCCUUGUUUCUAGGAAACCAUACACAAAAUGAAUCAUGUGACCAAAUAUUUAGGACGGGGUUAUAAUUUCAUGAAGUCUGUGAAGAAAGAAACCACAUGGAACAAGUGGUAAGGAAGUUUUCACAAAGUCAAAUUAAUGUAUUAUUAUAGGUUUCAUGACGCUUGUUUGUAAACCAAAGUAGAUAGUUUUAAGACUGGUUUAUACAUCAGUUUGGGUCUGUAUAAGCUACAAUAUGAGGUCCUUAACCUAGCAUGAAAGUGCAUCAACGUAGCUGUGUGGCCUAAUAUAGUCAAAAUGGUUGCUUUGGGGUAAAGUUGAGCCAAUGGCUAAUCAAUACAUCCCAUACAAAUGAUGCAUAGUAUUUUGUCAGUUGUAUGCAUAAUAUUUUUGCAAUUUGUCAUGCAUAUGAACUCGAUUUCUAUUGUUACAGAGCAGACAUCAUCAUGCCCUGUGUAUACAAACGUUUUUUUUUUAAGUAGGGAUCUGGCCCCUCGAGGUUCUUGAAAGAGCAGCCAAGGAAGUGAGAGAAGGGACGAAGUCUAUUUGAGCAGCAGCAAGGGAUGAACGUAAAACACGUAAAAGACACGUAAAACAAAAAAGAAAACAAAGAUUUACCUGUGUGCUAUGAUAGAGUAGCAGAGGCACAUAAAGGUCUUGUCUGAUGACAUGGAGGCUGAGCUUGCUAAACAGACCCGUUUUAUGGGCUUAGUAGCCUCAAAUGCAAAGAACUUGCUUACGAAUUGGUACAUCGAAACAACAUCCCAGUCCGUGACAAUCUUACCCCAAGGUGUUUCCACUUACCCUAUCCCCUUGCUAAAUUUACCCCAUACCUGGGGUAAAUUAUGCCAAGAGACCAUUUUUUUGGAUAUUCUGUUUUCAAAACAUACUGUAUGUUUAAAUGAAUUCAGAUUUUUCUAGGGAUACACAACAUCCUGAAAUAUAUAUAUAGAUAUUUUGAUAUUUCGACCUCAACAUACCCCACUCUCCCCUAAUGCCUUAAAGAACACCGAACACCGUGGAACUGAGCUAGAGAGAGAAAGUGAAAUGCUGAGAAUACUGUGGCUGAGCAGUGUUGAGGUUUGACAAAAACGGUUUCCUCAUCCAACUACAGUACUUUCAGAGUGUUCGGAUUGUCACACCCAUCGACCUACAGAAAGGAUUUAGUGAGUAAAAUCAAGACUACACCAUAAACUGUAGGACUCAAUCCGUUUUCAUCAGAAAAUCAAUAGAUCCUUUUAAGAGGUGGUUUAAUCAUCUUUUAAUUAAGGGAGGGAAAGCACUGCAUGGAAACUAAAGCAUUUCCUCAAAAUAAUGCAGUGGCACAAACAAAAGUUUUGAAUUCUUUAACUUUUCUUGCACUUUGAAAACAAACUGAUAAUUUCCUCCUAUCUUAAUGAAAUUUGCAGAUUGUAAAGCCUUUACUCGAAACGCAUGCUAAAACAAUAUAAACAUUUACACACA